AUGUCCGAAAAUGAAUUCCAAUCUGAUACUGGUAAGAAACUGAAUGUAAAUGAAUCAAUUUUAAAUGUUUGGGAACGAUGGAAAUCGGAAGAUAAUCAAAAUGAAAAACGAAUCGAAGCCUUCGAAGAAAUUAAAAAUUGUAAGGAAUGUUUAUAUUUGGUGGAAAUGCAUUUAUCUACUCUUCCAAGCACUUUUCCAUAUGGAUUAAAAAAAUUGAUUCUUAAAGAAAACAAACUCACGCUAAUACCAGAAAACUUACCGGAAACACUUGAAAUUUUAGACAUUUCAAACAACAAAUUAUUUAUGAUUACAGGGAAUUUACCAUCAAAUUUAGAGGAAUUACUAUUGGGUCAUAAUAAUAUUAUCAAUGUCCCAAAUACCUUACCAGAUUCAAUAAUACACUUACAACUAUACAGAAACUCAAUUACUACAUUGCCCAAUAAAUUACCUAGAUGCUUAAAACUUUUGGACAUUCACUCUAAUAAAUUAUGUUCCUUACCAGAAAACUUAUUCGGCUCCCUGAAAUCAUUACAAAUACUACAAAUGAAAAGUAAUAAUUUAACUAAAAUAAAAUUGGAUUCUGAAUCGUUAAUUGAGUUGGAUCUUGGUAAUAAUGAAAUUGAAGCAAUAGAAUUUUUCAAUUUGCCCAAAUUGCAAUACUUAGACGUUAAACAUAAUAAUUUAACAAAUCUACCCAAUUUAUCCCAAACAUUAGAAUAUUUAUAUGCAUCUUCUAAUAAGUUAUCCGUAAUCUUCGAAUUGCCAAACUCACUAAAAGCAUUAUAUUUAGAUUCAAACAACAUUUCGAUUUUACCAAAACCUUUACCUCUUCAAUUGAAAGAAUUGUCGUUACAUAAUAAUAAAAUAACCGAAAUACCCACUGAGCUACCUACAUCAUUAACUUAUUUAGGUUUAACAAAUAAUCUGAUUAUUGACAUAAAUUCAAGAGUUAAAUUUCCGACGAAUGCCAUAAUUGAUCUGGACGAAAAUCCCUUAUCUGAGACAAGUAUAGAAUAUUUAAAACAAUUAAUACGUACCGGAAAUCCCCCAACUAUUUGUUUCGAUGAUCUCGACGAGUAUUAUGAAAACUAUGUUAAAACUAGAUCAUUAGCAGAAGAAGUACCAUACUGGCUGGAGGAUGAAUUGGUUGAUCCGUGUUGGAAUCUUAUUUCAGAAGAAUCUGGAGCUACAUCUUUUUCUUAUUUUUUGUAUAGAAUACGACAAUCGGUAUUUUUCGUUGAACCAAUGAAAGGAGAUAUAUCGAAAUGGUUGUACUCAAUGGGGGAAGAAAAUAAUUCUAAACGUACAUUGCGUGAACUAAUAUUUUUUAUGGCAACAGAAGAAGAAGAAAAAAAUUUCGGGCCUUGGAACGCUAUGAUUAGAUGGACCUGGAACCAAAUGAAGCUUCUUGAAGUUGUUUUAAACGUUGAAUCUGGUAAAUAUGAUAAUAAAAUAGAAGAAUUAAUAGAAUUAGCAAGAGGGAUCUAUCGAUUAAACUUACUGGAACAAAUAACCAGACGAAAGUUGCAAAAAAUGAACCAACAAGAAGAAAUAGAAUGUAAUGAAUACCAUAUGAAUGUAGACUAUCAAAUUCGUUUGAAAGAUAUAUUGGAAUUGCCAAUUAGGCCCUACUUUUGGCCAUGGGAGCGGAUUAAAGAAGAAAAAGUAUCACGAAAUAGUGAAAAGGCAUCCUGGUAUAGUUGUUUUGCAUUAUCAAAUAAGAGUAUUGAACAAGCUAUCAAAGAAAUUAACGAGAAAGAACAAACUGAAUUCAUUAGUUUUUUAUUGAUUGAUUGGCAACCAUGGAAAGAAGUACUUAAACGAUGGAAUUAUGAAAAAUAUAUAAGUUCAGAAAAUGAUGUCAAAAAUGAGGAAAUUUUUUGUCAGGCAUUGGAUAAACGAAAAACAGAAUUUAUAAUUGAAUCUAAUAUGUCAGAUUUACCGUUAGACAUUGAAAUUCAACUUGGUACACAAGUUCAACGUGAUAUUGCAAAAGAUAUUUGGUAUAAAUUAACCAAUGAAUUUUUAGAAACUAAACAAUUACAUUUAAGAACACUGGUUUAA
Messenger RNA from Chrysoperla carnea, 2064 nucleotides. Its product is annotated as probable E3 ubiquitin-protein ligase NGR_a03640. The transcript has a single exon. NCBI's taxonomy places the organism in Eukaryota, Metazoa, Arthropoda, Insecta, Neuroptera, Chrysopidae. Gene Ontology annotation, molecular function: ubiquitin-protein transferase activity; protein binding. The record is from RefSeq and is a predicted model, not a curated record. Gene Ontology annotation, biological process: protein ubiquitination. Bases 1 to 2064 code for a protein of 687 amino acids.